AUGUUUGCGAAGCUACUCUCUCUAAAUACUAAUACAUCAUCAUCAAUUGAAAUAUCAAAACCGAUAUUUUCAAUAGGAAGAGAUUAGAAGAAUGAUAAAGUGUUUUCUGAUAUCAAGGUAAGUGCUAACCAUUUGACAAUUGAGUAUAAGGAUUCCUAAUUUACUGUGACGGAUUACUCUAGUAAUGGAACAUAUAUCAAUGAAAAUAAGAUUGGUAAAGGAAACACAGUAACAAUUUUAAAUGGAGAUAAGAUUCAUUUACUCCCUAUAUAAAAGGUUAAGGACCAUGAAGUUAUUGGUUUUGAAUUUGUUGUGUGUAUAAAUACUGAACAAUAAGCUUCUAAAUUAUCAAUAGAAUCAAUAGACCGAUAAGUUUCUGAUGGAAAAAGAGAAGUAAAAAAUGAGAAUAUAUUGAACACAAAAUUAGUUGAAAAUCAAGUUGAAUCUUAAAUAAUUAAUGAACCAUCUAAAUAGAAGAAAGAAUAAUCACCUCCUCCUGUUCCUAAAAUUGAUGGAUUAGAAGAUGAAUUAUAAUGCACUAUUUGCAAUGAUUAUUUGUUUGAAGCUGUUGCAGCAAAUCCUUGUAAUCAUCAUUUCUGUGGUUCUUGUUUAUCUAAUUGGUUUAAAAAAUAAACAUAUGAAUGUCCUAAUUGCAGAUCGAAAUUAACUGGAGUAAUGUAGGCAAGAACCAUUAAUAAUUUAGUUGAGAAAUGGUUAAAGAUUAAUCCUCAUGAAAAAAGAACAGAAUAAUUAUUAAAUAAAAUGAAAGAAGAAAAUCUCAUUUAUAAAAAUCCUUAAGAAUAUAUCAAUUUAAGUGCUAAAUUCAAUUAAGAUUAAUAAUAAAAGAAAAUAUAAUUAAAUAGAAAUUUUGAAGAUGAAUAAGAUAUUUAUAGUGAUGAAGAAAAUGAUGAAGAAAAUUAAGAAGAAAAUGAUGAAAAUGAUUCUAAUGAUGAUGAUGAAUAUUUAAGUAAUGAUGAUAACUUUGAUGAUAAUAAGCAGAAUUAAUAAAUUUAAUAAUAGUAAUAAUAUAUUCCAUUGUAAUUUUAAAAUAAUGGUUUUCAGGGUUUUAAUAAUUUAUUUCCUUAAAAUAACCUUAAUGGUUUAUUUCCUUAAAAUCACUUUUAAUUAGCUCAUGGUUAAAAUUUGUUUUAAUAAUAAUUCAUUUAACAAAAUAAAGUAUGUAAAAGUUGUAAUGGAAAAAUUUGGAAGAACUUUUAAUGUCCUCCAUAAUAACAACAUGUAGGUUGUGCUUCUUGUGCCAGAUUAAUGCCUAAAUUAGAUCCUAGUAAUUAUAUUAUUAAUAUAUAUAGGUGAUGAUGAUAAUGAAGUGUUGUAAAUGUAAUGUUGUAUAUGUAAAGCAUAUCAUUGUACAUUUUAUUAUGGUGAUUGUAAUAAUGCUGCACUUUAAAAGUUUAUGCUUGUAAAAAAUAUUUAACAUUAAAUGGUGAUUCCUUAUAAUUAUGUAAAUAGCACUGAAUAUAACAGAUUACUUAAACAUCUUGGAGGAAGACCUUAAACUGUAAUCUUUAAUUUUAUGAUGGAUAAUUACAUUAGUAAAGGUUAUUUCUAUUUUUAAUAAAAUAAAUUAACAUUCAAUAAUCCAAUUUAAGAAAUUAAUGUUAAAAUAUCUCAAAAUUCAGUAAUUAUAUAUAAUAUAUAUAUUUAGCCAAUAUGCUGGUUAUGCCAUAGGAAAUUAAUCAAUUUUAUUAUAUUUAGAUAUGUUUAAUGUAUGAAAUAUGAUGAACCUCUUUUCAUGAGAGAGGAUUGUUACUAUGGCAUAAAUUGUAGAUUGUAAUAAUAGAAUUAAGUUCAUGCCUAAAAAUAUAAUCAUUUUUGUGAAUAAACUAAAUUUGAUUGA
This is a messenger RNA of Paramecium pentaurelia, 1858 nucleotides long. The record is from the annotation of a GenBank genome assembly. Lineage: Eukaryota; Ciliophora; Oligohymenophorea; Peniculida; Parameciidae.